AACACAAUCGCGUCUGCCUCAUCAGCCACGAGACAUGCGUCUUCCCGUGCUGUGUCUCUUGUUUUGCAUUGGCCUUGCGCUCGCCCAGCACAAUCAGUACCCCGUGACCACGCCGGUGCCCAUUUUGAAGCAGAUAAAUAAACACAAUGAGGACGGUAGCUACAGUUACGGAUACGAGGCAGCUGACGGUUCUUACAAGAUCGAAUCGAAGUAUCCUACCGGGGAAGUGUAUGGAAAAUACGGAUUCGUGGACGAUACUGGAAGUGUUCGAGAAGUCGAAUAUGGAGCGUCGAGACGCGGAUUCGAGCCAGCUGGUCCUGGAAUAAACGUGGCUCCGCCAACCUUGACUGGUAACAGUAUCGCGAAUCCCAACGAACCCGAGGACGAUGGCCAAUACAAAGAGGACCCUUCUGUUUACUACACGGACCCACGGUACACCAAUGGAGAACGAUAUGAACCUGUUCCUCGGCAGCCUUUGGUACACAACCAACCGCGACCAAUUCCGGCACCGAUCUAUAAUCCGCCCAGGUAUCCCACGCAAGUGCAGUACCAGCCUAAGCCGCAGUAUCAGCCAGAGUAUCGACCGCAGUACCGAUCGCAGUAUCAACCGCAAUAUCAGGGCCAGCAACAGAGACCCGCGUACCCUGCCGCGCCGAUCCAAAGCGGAAUUCAAGGUCGUCCGGCGCCCAACGCCGAUCCCAAUGCCGGGUUAGCCUCUUACACGGUUAAUUACAGACGAUAGGGAUCCUUCGAUCACGUUAACAUGUGUAAAUAUUGCGUUAUUUAUACCCAUUUCCGGGACACGUUGCAGAGCUCAUAGUUAGGGCCAGUCUUUUUGUCUUUGCUCGAUCUAUGGAUCGUUCAUUAUGCGUACAUUCAUCUGUAAGAUCCAAUUUCUC
Eufriesea mexicana is the source of this 899-nucleotide messenger RNA. RefSeq names its product cuticular protein 27 (gene CPR27). Gene Ontology annotation, molecular function: structural constituent of chitin-based larval cuticle. The coding region runs from base 35 to 742 and encodes 235 amino acids. The transcript is spliced from 4 exons. Gene Ontology annotation, cellular component: chitin-based extracellular matrix. NCBI's taxonomy places the organism in Eukaryota, Metazoa, Arthropoda, Insecta, Hymenoptera, Apidae. The record is from RefSeq and is a predicted model, not a curated record.